AUGCAUCAAGAAGAAUUAUCAGCAAUGGGAGUAUUAUUUGCUAAAAAGAAUGCUAUUAUUCAUUCAUCAGUAAAAGGAGAAUUUGAAAAAUAUCUGGAAAUCCCAGAGCUUCCAGCUUUGGAGAAAAAUGAUCCAAUAAUUUGGUAG
This is a messenger RNA of Ambispora gerdemannii, 147 nucleotides long. NCBI's taxonomy places the organism in Eukaryota, Fungi, Glomeromycota, Glomeromycetes, Archaeosporales, Ambisporaceae. The record is from the annotation of a GenBank genome assembly.